CUUAACACCAGCAGAGUGCCAGCAGAGUCAGGGAGUGAACUAAUCUCUGCCUCAAUCCAGCAAGCAGGAACAACAUGCCCUUUAUAAAAGUGCCAGUGGUACACAGAUUUGGCAUUGUAUCCUAUGAGGAACAUGAAAAACUUCAGCAAAGACUGUUGAAAAAAUAUUUGAAAGCAUCUUCACCUAAGAAGAAACAAACACAUAAAAACCCAUUUGAACUUACAGAAGCGUUCAUCGAGGAUUUCAAUGCUUCACUAAAAUCAGAAAGAAAAGAAAAAUUCAUAGAGCUGGCAAAAAAAAUGCUUGCAAGAUGCAAGAGACGAUCAGGUCUUGGCACAUUAGGUUGUGGGAAGUAUGUGGAUCUUCCAGUAGCAUGGACUGAGGCAAUUAUAUUAUCACAGUGCAAAGGAGAAAUCAGUGAAGAAGCUUUUGAAAUUCUUGCAAUUUCCUUGGAUCAUGCCCCUGUUGUUCCAGACCAGAUCCCGGUUUUAUUUUUCAUUGCGGAAUCCAUUUUGUAUAAACUCUGCUAUGAUGCAGUAGAGAAGCCGUAUCUAUACUCAUGUGAAAUCAAGUUGUGCAAGCUUGGAUUUUUGGUCUUUUUGAGGCUUCUUCUAUUAUAUUUCUUUGGUUGUCAGAAGUUUCCAGAAGAAAGCAAAUCCAGGCUACAUAUUGGCUUAAAAGCACUAGGAGCUUGUGAAAUCUGCUACCAACUUUACCCAAAUGUCCUUUUCCUGGUGGACUUUAUGCUGAAGGCUGGAGGAACAAUCUGUGAAACAGUGGUCAUUUCUGAAUCAUCAUUAGCAACGCAUUCAAGUUUGGAAGAAAUACGUGAUAAAGCAUUUCCUGACACAUCACCCAUGAGUACUGGCACAGCAGUUGAAUUAAAUCCCGAACAAAAGCAGUUCAAAAUUAAGCCAUUUCUUUGGCACAGCCUUCUUGUUUGGGUUUGUGUACAUAACAGCUGCUCCGAAAUAGAUGAAGUGCUCAAGCAUGUCCUAUUCUAUAAGGAACAGCUUCAUCAGAAAGACUGGUUGGAAUCAGUAUUGGGUUUGAUGAUUCUUGGAGAGACUGCCAAAUUAAACAUGUCCUGCCUGAAAGUUUUAAUGGACCUUGUGAGAGAUUUUAUUUCAAGCUCUAUGCCUCCUCAGAAGCAGCAAAAGAGUAGUGAGAACUUCAUAUGCUGGCACUGGCAAGUGGGAUUCGUAUACACCAAUAUACUGAGAGAAAUCUGCUUACAUGGCAUUAGUACUGAUUUGCAAAAAACGGCUUUUCUUGGAUUCUGUUAUUGUGUCAAGGAACUGAAGGAGGACAAAGAAUUAAGAGGGGCAAGUUUUCUUGAUCUUUUGUGCUACUGCCCUUCACCAGAUGACUGUCAUGAUCCAUUCUGGGUUAUCCGUUAUGGUGUGAUCUACAAUCUAGUUAUCCUGCGCUGUGAACUCUCUGGGGAUGUGAAUCGAGAAGGAUUAAGGAAUGCUGUGUGGAGAUCUUUGCAGAAACAGAAGGACAUUGAAAAGGAGAGUCGAGUCCUGGAUGCUGCAAAAGUAGCAGAGGUUGAGAGCCAAGGCUCAACAAACCCCUUCCUUGCUUCCAAAGGGAAAGGUCUAUCAAGUCCCAGAGAAGUCUCUUCUUCCCAGUACAUUGGGUGGAGAGUUGCCACUGCCAUGUGCCAUCAUUUCUUGCCACCCAUCGGUCCAGACAUCCCCUUACCCCGCCAGCCUGCACGGAAGCCAUUCUCAGUGCCAAGUCGAGAAUCAGAGCCAACUGUUAAGGAGAAGAAAGCCAAACGCCUCUCUUUAAGGGAAGAACUAUUGCGAGCUGGGAUUCCAAAAUAUCCAUAUCCAGAUUACUUUACCCGCACAGAUAUGGAGCUAAGGAGAAUCAUCGAUACUCAGUGGGAAAAAGAAUUGGAGAUCAGGUUUAAGCUUGAAGAAAAACUCCUGGAACUAGAGCUUCAAGAAAAACAAGAACUGGAAGAGAAGCGCUUCAGGAAAAUAAUGAAAUGGCGCCUAGAAAAGCUGCACAAGACAACAAAACCAUAUGAGCUUCCUUUUAAGCAUGAAGAUGAACUGACAGAGGCAAGCAGCAGCUGCCAGCUGUCAACUCCACAACUAUCCCAGACCUGGACACCAGCCCUCUAAGAGGCUGACUACAAUGUGCAGGCAACAGUGUCUGUCAAAGGCCAACAUUCAUAGUCAGAAAUCCUGUGGGGGAGGGGGAGCAGUUUAAGAGUGAUUUUGAGUGGGAAAACGGUGGGCGGGGU
This is a messenger RNA of Elgaria multicarinata webbii, 2260 nucleotides long. RefSeq names its product transmembrane protein 232 (gene TMEM232). The record is from RefSeq and is a predicted model, not a curated record. The transcript has 14 exons. Bases 75 to 2138 code for a protein of 687 amino acids. NCBI's taxonomy places the organism in Eukaryota, Metazoa, Chordata, Lepidosauria, Squamata, Anguidae.